Molecule: messenger RNA, 1928 nt
Organism: Dimorphilus gyrociliatus
Lineage: Eukaryota; Metazoa; Annelida; Polychaeta; Dinophilidae
Source: the annotation of a GenBank genome assembly
GGCUUUUCGUUAGUGUUGGGCGGAAUAUAAAGGUUAGCUCAUUGUUCUCUCGACUGCAACAAUAUCUGUUGAUGUAAAUAUAUUAUAACUGCAAACAUGCCAUCUGAUCCUCAGAAUAAGGAAUAGUUAUUGUUAAUCAAACUUUUUCAAAACUACAGGUCAGCAUGAGGGAAAUUAUUGCCUUCUUACUCAUCGCUUCGAGUGCGGUUUGUCAAGAUGAUCCAUGUAAUGGUUUUUCAUUUGCAAACAACAUGUCACCAAACUAUGGAAUAGCGAAAAAUAGGCGAUAUGAAAUUACUAUAGACAAUGUUGAUAUCUCUAGAAGUUAUUAUAGGCCAUAUCAAACCAUAAAAGUAACCAUUAGAUCUCUUUCUGAAGAUAAAUUUACCGGAUUUUUAAUACGAGCUGAAGCUAAUUCAACAAUUGAGGGAGCCGAACAAGUCGGAUUUUUUGAUUUUGAUCCUCAAAACGAUCGAAUAUGUAAAACUUCAAGAGGUAACUCUGUAAAAAAUUAUAGAGAGUCGGGGUGGACCUCAAAAAGUUUUUAUUGGCGAGCGAAGACUUCAUAUGGAUCCGUUCAAUUUAAAGCUAUUAUCUAUGAAUAUGAUCGUAAAUGGUCAAUUGUCUCAUCGAUUCUUAAAGAUCCUCAUGUCGAACGAGUCCCCAAAGUUCUAACGUUUAUCGACACUGAAGGCUGCGGAGUUACCAAAGGAUGCUACAGAGAGCCCUCAGGAUGUCAGGAUGGUAGUUGCUCUCUUUUGCUUGCAUGGACUGUUGAAGACAAUGUAGUUCAAUUUCAAAUGAGUGCUUUAACAAAUGGCUAUAUUGCACUUGGCUUUUCUAAGGACCAGUACAUGGGUGAUGACAGUGUAGUCGAAUGCGUUAAUCAGGAAGAGACAAAGAGGGUAAUAGUGCAAUACUCUUAUAAUGAUGGCCAAUCGAACAAAGUUUUAGAGCAAUUGUCUGACUUUGAUGCUUAUCAAGGAGGAAAAAUUAUACGCUGUGAAUUUAAGAGAAGAAAACUUAUUCGAGAUAACUCAGAGGGAAAGAUAUUCAACUUAGAUGAGAGCUAUUAUUUAUUAUUGGCACGGGGUAGCGUUAAGAAUGGAAAAAAAUUAAUGCACUUUUUAAGGCCAGGCGUUGAACCUCUAGUUAGCACAAAGAAGGUUGAUCUGGAUAGUCAUCCCAAUCUAAGUGGUAAAGCAAGGUAUCCCCUUGUAAAAUUACAUGGAUGUUUAAUGCUUAUUGCUUGGAUGAUACUUUCAUCAAUGGGAAUCUUAAUGGCGAGAUAUUAUAAACCAAUAUGGCCUAAUAAGCGUUCCUGUAACGAAAGAAUAUGGUUCUGUGUACAUAGAGUUUGUAUGGCGAGCUGUGCCAUUCUAACACUUAUUGGAGUUAUAAUUAUCUUCAUUCAAGUUGGCGGUUAUUCUACUUUUGAUGAUUUCCCUAAAAAAGCUCAUCCUCCUCUUGGAAUUAUUGUCUGUAUCCUAUCCAUUCUAAAUCCGUUGAUGGCCCUUAUUAGAUGUGAUUACAAUGGCAAAAGAAAAAAAUGGAGAGUAGUAUUCAAUUGGUUCCAUUGGCUUUUUGGUACUAUUACUGUUUUAAUUAGUAUGCCAACUGUCUUCAUUGGCUUAUCUAUGCAAAAAGCAGCAGUUCCAAGCUGGGCUACGUGGGUGAUGAUGGCUUUUUUCCUUUUUCACUUAAUAGUCGAGCUAUUGUUGGAAAUUCAUGGGUGUAUAAAUUCAAGAAAGCAGAAAGAACGAGACGAGCGGGAACUCUUAGCUAGACAAAAUCAUCCAUCUCUAGAACCGCCUUUGAAAGAACCUAAGCCUGUUGGGCAGAAAUUUAAAACAACAGUACUGGCUGUUUAUGUCGUUGUCUGGUUUUUGUUGGGAGUUGUUAUGGUUAUUGCUGUCGCUGCCGGUUAA